Messenger RNA from Diprion similis, 3305 nucleotides. RefSeq names its product sterol regulatory element-binding protein 1 (gene SREBP). Lineage: Eukaryota; Metazoa; Arthropoda; Insecta; Hymenoptera; Diprionidae. Gene Ontology annotation, molecular function: protein dimerization activity; RNA polymerase II cis-regulatory region sequence-specific DNA binding; DNA-binding transcription factor activity, RNA polymerase II-specific. Gene Ontology annotation, cellular component: nucleus. The record is from RefSeq and is a predicted model, not a curated record. The transcript has 8 exons. Gene Ontology annotation, biological process: regulation of transcription by RNA polymerase II. The coding region runs from base 141 to 3161 and encodes 1006 amino acids.
CAUCAUUUGUGAUUUUUGGUCACACCGUUUGACAGACGCGUGCACGGUGCAAUUGUGAAUCGUGUUGACUGAAAAGACUCCAGAGUAAUGUGAUAAAAUACUGUUACAUUAAUUCUGAAAUAAAUAUAUAAUAUACAACAAUGGCUGACCCUACGGUAAAUUGGGCCAACAUACCGCAGGAAAAUGAAUUCCCAAACUUUCCUGCCAAUGACAGCUUCAAUUUAAAUGAAAUGACUGGCUUCGAUGAAUUACUGACAAACUGCGAGAGCGAGUUAUUGAAAAAUGAAAAUCUCUUCAGUGAUGAGACCCUAUUGUCUCAAUUGGAAGAACCGAUACCGAUGGACGACGAUACCUUAGACUUCCUCGGCGUCAACAAUCGCAGGGAUUUCAAAGAUGUACCCAUACUCGAGGCCAGCAAUGCUAAGAAAGAUGUCACUCUGACUCUACCAUCUUCGACUCCUGCUCAGCAAUCAACCCCCUGUGUACCUGAUUCAAUUCAAGUGCAAACAAGAGCGCAAAGAAUAUCUGUUCCUCAGACUCCUACGGUGUUUAGCUCUCAGUACACCCUUCCUCAGAAUAUGAACUUUAACGUUCAAUCCCCAGUUGUGACCUUAGCCCCUGUUACCACCCAGCAAAGGCAACUCCUAUUUCCUGCUAAACUGAUCAAGUCCGAGUCUCUUGUCUACUCCACAGGGUCCCAGGCAACUACUUCAACAUCUGUACCACAUCAGAUUCAUACACUGGUCAACACGGCAAAUGGGACUGUGCUUGCUACAGGUAUUCCAGUCGUCUUGGAUACCGAGAAGGUACAAAUUAACAGAAUUAAUUCUGGAUCACAUGUCGGAGUACCUAGAGUCAGAGAGGUGAAGCGAAGUGCUCACAAUGCGAUUGAACGGCGCUACAGGACUUCUAUCAAUGAUAAAAUCAUAGAGCUGAAAAACAUCAUUGUUGGGGUAGAAGCAAAGCUUAACAAAUCGGCAAUUUUACGGAAAACGAUUGAUUACAUCAGGUUCCUUCAAAACACCAAUGCCAAAUUGAAAGCUGAGAACAUGGCGUUGAAAAUGGCUGAACAAAGGCAAAAUCUGCGCAAUAUUUUAGCCUGUGGAGAACUUACACCUCCACGCUCUGACAGCAGCGAGCCGUCUCUGUCCCCUGCUCCAGCAUCCCCAUCCCCACCAUCACCAUCUUCUUUGAAGGACGAUACAGAGUCUCUACAUAGUUUACAUCAUUCAAUAGUGCCACAGACCAAAGGAAUGAGGGAUCACACCCGUCUCACUCUGUGCGCUUUCUUAUUUGUUGUGUUAGCUUUCAAUCCACUCGGUCUUGUUAUGAAUAACAUGCGAAGAUUGAACCUUGAUUAUACCGAGGCACGAAUAGAUGGGAGAACAAUACUUCAAUAUCAAGAUCCAUCAGAUUUGGAUACAGGGGUAUGGACGAAUAUAUUCUUGUGGUUGACGAACGUAAUUCUUUUGAUUUGUGGUCUGAGUCGGCUUCUUCUUUGUGGUGACCCGAUGCUGCCUUUUGAUAAUAAAACGUCAUUAGAAUUAGGUAGAUGGAAGCGCCAGGCAGAGUUCAAUAUAUCUAAUCAAAAUUAUGAUCAAGCUUAUCGAGACCUAUGCCAAUGUUUGAGAUGUUUCGGACGUUCGCUACCAUCUAACCGUAUGGAGACAUUCUUCGCUACAGCCUGGCAAAUCGUACGACAAGUUUUGCAUAAAUUGUGGCUCGGUCGAUGGGUGGCUCAAGUUGCAAAGUGGUUUCAUGACAAAUCAGAAAGGCAGCAAGCACAAAUAUCUUCUCUAGAGUUAGCAAUUGUCUACCAGCACAUGCUCUGUCUUAGACUUUCUCAAGGAACGACCGAAGCCACUCUAUUCCUCGCACUUUCGGCAGUCAACUAUGGCGAAGCUGCUGAAGAUGCGGUUCCAAAAUCUUUGAUGGCCGAAUUUUAUGUAAAUGCAGCACUGUGCUUGAAGCAAGCACUCUUUCCUUUCAUCCGUAAAUAUUAUCUCGGCAAGGCGCGAAUGUUAUUGAAUACAUGCACUGUACCAGCAAGGUUGAAAUGGAUUAUGAGUGUAGAGGGAGCCCGUUUUCUCGCAUCACAGAAAUGGCAGUACGAUGAACAAUUUGUCUGCGACUUUACUUCCCAGCGUAGCAAAGCUGACCCCUUGUCCUUCGCGGCUCGGGCUUACCGGGAACACUUGAUCAAUCAAAGCCUCCGCCUUCUGACUGGCACUGCCGAGGACAGUCAUGCAUCAACAGUCCUUGAACUUGCUCGAAGUAUAAUGGCUUCUGCCGAAGUUGAGCCUUACUUUGUUGGUGAUGACAAGCUGACCAUAAAGAAAUGUGAAGAUGAAGUGGGGCUGUGGUGGGGUGCAGUGAUCUAUGUUGCUGCCAGUUGGAGAUUGGGUGAAGAUGACCAAAUAGCGUGGAGUAUUUUAAAGAGCCGAUUUCCUUUCGACAAGAAUCGUCAGCAACCAAAUGCAAGCUCUCCGAGCAACAGUACCAAUCCACUGCCCCGUGCUGUUCUCUUUACACUUCAGGCACGUCGGUCAACUAGAAGAACGGCAAUGAGACUGGUAGAUCAGGCGGGGGUUCUGCUUGAGCAUUCAAUGGCCUACUAUCACUGCAAACAGCAGUCGUCACAAAAUACUCUGCUUACGCAACUAUUGGUAUGCGACGGGCUCUUAGAGGUGCGCACUAGUUUAUGGCAAGAAAUGGAAGGUGAAUUAAGCAAACCGGUAUCAGGUCAAGCUCUUGCAGGCUUUCAACGAGAUCUGGCCUGCCUGCGUCAACUUUGUCAGCACAUACCGUCUGUCUUAACGAGGGUAUUCUUAUACGAAGCAACAGCUCGGCUUAUGGCAGGUGCUGCACCUGUCCGAACUCAAAUUUUGUUGGAUCGCAGCUUACGGCAUCGGAAUAUGCGUCCGUCUGUAAUAUGCGGCAAAGAUCGUUCCCAGGAACAGGGAAGCGGUGAAAGAGAACACGCCGCUGCUUUGUACCUCGCUUGCCGUCAUUUGCCCACCUUGUUAUUAGCUUCACCUGGUGAACGCGCUGGAAUGCUUGCAGAAGCGGCUAAAACCCUGGAAAGAAUCGGGGACCAGAAACGUCUUCAAGAAUGCUAUGAACUUAUGCGACAGAUGGGACCAGCGAUCUCUGCAAAUUGAAUAGCUGAGAAUAAUCCUUUUCAUUCUCGACAUCAUUAUUUUCCUCUUUUGCAAUAGCAAUUUACUUCAUUUUUCAUAUUCAUGCCCUGAGCCCCUUAUCAUAUGUAUUAUGUAUUGUAUGUAUACGUAUUUAUAUACGUAUGG